This is a messenger RNA of Trifolium pratense (red clover), 2675 nucleotides long. RefSeq names its product rhamnogalacturonan I rhamnosyltransferase 1-like. The record is from RefSeq and is a predicted model, not a curated record. Gene Ontology annotation, cellular component: cytoplasm. Lineage: Eukaryota; Viridiplantae; Streptophyta; Magnoliopsida; Fabales; Fabaceae. The coding region runs from base 542 to 2095 and encodes 517 amino acids. The transcript has 8 exons.
CCAGCCUCACCCAAUAAAAGACUCGUAACCCACCUUUCUCUUUCUCUUUCUUUUCACUUAACCACGGUUCGGUUUUUCGUGACACACCACCGUACGGCUCGUGCUUCUUCUCUCUCUCUCUCUCUCUCUCUCUCUUUAUUUUUUUCUUUCUUUCUCCGAGCCGAACCGGUCGGUCAUGCGUGUGUCACCAACCGUUUAUUACAAACGUUCAUUUUAACGCCUUCUCUAUUAUUCGUGUUUCCUUACUUCUUAUAACAAUAAUCGUCUUGCUCUCGCGAGAACCCGGCGAUUAUUUCAGAUCAGUCGGCAGGAGACCAAAUCCGAAGAUCUCGUUUGUUUCAUUUUCUGAUUUAGAUUGAGAGGUGUAGAGAGUGUGGUAAUGCGGUUUGAGAAUUUGAGGUUUCCACAUUUGGUUUGAAUCUAGAAUUGGAUUUUGGAUCGAGGUGUAAUUGUUAUUUAUUGUUAAUAUCGGUGAUUGAUUGAUUGAUUGAAUCAGAGAUUUUAGGGUUUGUUAUUGGGUACAUUGAACGAAGGUAAGGUUAUGAAGGAGCCGUUGUUGUGGGGGAGAGAAGAGAAGAGUGGGAACAAAAGAGGGAAAGUGAAUUUGGAAGGGUUGUUGAUGACGAUGAUGAGUAACAAUAAAGUUGACAAGUUGAAGAAUACCAUGUCGGUUAGGUCGUCGAGGAUGAAUUUGUGGAUGAUAAGGGCUACAACAUCGGUGAUAUUGUGGAUUUGUAUUGUUCAGUUAACUGCAUUUGGUGAUAUGUGGGGUCCUAGAGUUUUGAAAGGUUGGCCUUCUUGUUUUACACAUGAAUCUGCAAUCAUGGAGUUUCCUUCUACGGUUCCCAGAGUUCUUCCACCCAAGAGAGUUUAUAAAAACAAUGGUUACUUGAUGGUGUCCUGCAAUGGAGGAUUGAAUCAAAUGAGAGCAGCGAUAUGUGAUAUGGUGGUAAUUGCAAGAUAUUUAAAUGUCACACUUAUAGUCCCUGAAUUGGAUAAAGCUUCCUUUUGGGCUGAUCCCAGUGAGUUCCAAGACAUAUUUGAUUUGGAUCAUUUUAUUACAUCUUUGAGAGAUGAAGUGCGGAUAUUGAGAGAGUUGCCUCCUAGACUCAAGCAUAAAGUGGAAAAUGGGUUUCUUUACAGCAUGCCACCGAUUAGUUGGUCUGAUAUGUCGUACUAUAAGAACCAGAUUCUGCCACUAAUACAAAAGUAUAAAGUUGUCCAUUUGAAUCGAACUGAUGCUCGGCUGGCCAAUAAUGGGCAAUCUUUAGAGAUUCAGAAGCUGCGUUGCCGAGUCAAUUUUAGUGCUCUUAGAUUUACUCCUCAGAUUGAGGAGUUAGGAAGAAAGGUGAUCAAUCUUCUGAGGAAAAAUGGUCCAUUUCUGGUUCUUCAUCUGCGGUAUGAGAUGGACAUGUUGGCAUUUUCCGGCUGUACUCAAGGUUGCAACAGUGAUGAGGUGGAUGAAUUGACAAGGAUGAGAUAUGCUUAUCCUUGGUGGAAAGAAAAAAUAAUCAAUUCUGAUUUGAAAAGAAAAGAUGGUUUGUGUCCGUUAACGCCUGAGGAGACUGCCCUUGCGCUUAGGGCCUUUGACAUUGAUCAAAACAUUCAAAUUUAUAUUGCAGCUGGGGAAAUAUAUGGUGGGAGUAGGAGAAUGGCCAGUCUAGCAAAGAGCUAUCCAAAUUUGGUCAGAAAAGAAACACUGUUGGAACCAUCUGAACUUCAGUUCUUCCAAAACCAUUCCUCUCAAAUGGCAGCAUUGGAUUAUCUUGUCUCAUUAGAGAGCGAUAUAUUUGUUCCUACAUAUGAUGGAAAUAUGGCCAAAGUAGUUGAAGGCCAUCGCAGAUACCUUGGGUUCAAAAAAACCAUUUUAUUGAACAGAAAGCUCCUAGUUGAGUUGAUAGAUCAAUACACCAAUGGAGCAUUGAGCUGGGACCAAUUCUCUUCAGCUGUGAAGCAAUCUCAUGCAGAUCGCAUGGGCAGCGCAACAAAAAGAUUGGCAAUCCCUGAUAGGCCAAAAGAAGAGGAUUAUUUCUAUUCCAAUCCAGAGGAAUGUUUAGAAUCAUCAGAAGACAAUAUGUUGAGUAGUACAGCUUGAGUGUAGUGUUCGAAAAUAAUGGAAUUAUACUUGUGUUCUCUACCAGUGCACCAGCUUUCUACCACAAAUACUAAGUUAGACCAGUGCACCAGCUUUCUACCACAAAUACUAAGUUAGACCAGUGCACCAGUUUUAGCAAAGCUGACAGCAUUUAGUAUGGAAGAGGGCAGUCAUAGCGACUGUUAGACGAAGGGUUGGGAGUAGACUUUUCACAAAAAAAAAAACAGCUCGACGACGUCACCAAAAUUUAGCCAGGGUUAGUUUAUAUAUAAAAUAUGCAAAUAAACCAUCACAUUCAUGUAUAGAAGUUACCCUGCCAUUACAGGGUGAGGGCUGAUCAAACUGCAUUGUACGCGGAGGCAUUCAUAUACAAGAUUUCUUGGAACAUGCAGUUCGUGGAAGCUUUAUUCCUUGGUACCUCUCAUUUUUUCUUUACUUCUCUUCUUAAUAUAUAAAUAUAUGGUGACAUUUUCCUCUUUUACCACACUUGUUAUCCAUCACAACCUACCAUUGUGAUUUUGCUGGAUACUUUUGUUUUAUUUUCUCUAAUUAAUAUAUAUUUUUGUUGAUUUUGGUUCCA